AUAGGUAGCCGGGUUGCCGAGGUGGUAAUCAGUUCCCUCCUGGUGUUUGCUCGGUGACGAUCAAGUUCGGUUCUAAAAGUCAAGAAAAGCGAAGAACACAGAGUGUCAUGUUACCGAAGGUUUUCUUAGUGAUCGUGGCCACGUGGCUGAUCGCGGUGGUUGAUUCCGGAGUGAUCCUUCGGGAUGAGAACGAAGUGGAGGGCAGUGAGGAUGAGAUUGAUCUGUCCGAUCUGGGGCUGGAUCUGUACGGUGAGCCGGAUGUUGAGACGGGGAAGUUGCUGGAGAAUUACGAUCCGGCCAAGGAUGGCGUCAAUCCGGAAGAGUUGGGAUCGUACGUCGAGGGUGAUAUGCUGAUCAAUAGGCCGGCCGGAAGGAAUGGGAUGGCGGACAAGAGUACACGGUGGCCAGGAGGCGUGGUUCCGUUUGAGAUCAAUGGGAAUUUCCGUGCCAACGAGAUGCAGAUGAUCGAGGACGCCAUCAACCAGUACCACAAGAACACGUGCAUCCGCUUCGUGCCGCACAUGGGCGAGCGGGAUUACAUCUCGAUCGAGAGCAGCAGCAGCGGCUGUUGGUCCAGCGUUGGUCGGGUCGGUGGCAAACAGGAGGUCAAUCUGCAGAUGCCCGGCUGCACCACCAAGGUCGGAACGAUCGUCCACGAGCUGAUGCACGCCCUCGGGUUCCUGCACGAGCAGAAUCGUUCCGAGCGGGACGACUGGGUGCGCAUUCAGACGCAGAACAUCCAGCGGGGAACGGAGAACAACUUCGCCAAGGCCAAGGCCGGAACAACCGAUGGAUUCGGGGUCCAGUACGACUACGGAAGCGUGAUGCACUACUCGGCUAAGGCGUUCUCGUCCAACGGACAGGACACGAUCGUGGCCAAGAAAACCGGUGGCAACAAGAUGGGUCAGCGGAAUGGGUUCUCCAAGGGGGACAUCGAUAAGCUGAACGGAAUGUACGGCUGCAAGGGUGGCAGCAGUGCCAGCAGCUCAGGAAGCUCAUCCAGUGGAUCCGUGGCGUCGAAACCUCAGCGGCCAACUCGUCCCAGCAGACCGAACAAACGUCCCGGAAGUGGUCCAACCGGAGCUCAGGUCGUCGGAUUCAUCGGAAACCUCAUCGGAGCCGCCUUUGGUGAUAAUGAAACCAAUUCUACGUCCAACGCCGCUGAACAACUCUAGAUCCCCAGAAGCCCCCUAAUACUGAACAAAUCACGAUCAUCUACCUCAUUUUACACCUGUUUGUGUCACUCUGUGUAGCGCACUGUAAACCUAAUCGAACAAAUAAAUACACUGCCGUUGGUUAAGGAAACUAAA
This is a messenger RNA of Aedes aegypti (yellow fever mosquito), 1310 nucleotides long. Its product is annotated as zinc metalloproteinase nas-4. Bases 108 to 1175 code for a protein of 355 amino acids. The record is from RefSeq and is a predicted model, not a curated record. The transcript has 3 exons. Lineage: Eukaryota; Metazoa; Arthropoda; Insecta; Diptera; Culicidae. Gene Ontology annotation, molecular function: zinc ion binding; metalloendopeptidase activity. Gene Ontology annotation, biological process: proteolysis.